CCUCUCUCCCGGUUUAUUUCCUCAGUAACAGCGAGUCGUUCAGGCAGGAGAGAUCUACUCAGGAGGAGAAACUCUUCAGACCAGGAUCUAUAGAACACAAACCCACACAGAGAGGGACAGUCUCACACUGAUGACUAGAUGACUGAUGUAGUUUGCUUCAGAGUUGCGUGCGCUUUCGCGUAAACAACAAAGUCCCUCUGGCCACAAAGAGGAAAAAAGAGCCCUAUCUCUGCAGAUGAGGGCAGCGGGGUGCAGAGGAUGAGCAGAGGUGACUGGGGCUUUCUGGAGCGCCUGCUAAUUGAAGGUCAGGAGUACUCGACAAACGUGGGACGGGUGUGGCUCACCGUGCUCUUUCUCUUUCGUAUGCUCGUCUUGGGCACGGCAGCCGAGUCUGCCUGGGAUGACGAGCAGUCGGACUUCGUCUGCAACACCAAACAGCCCGGCUGCGAGGAGGUCUGCUAUGACCAGGCAUUUCCUCUCUCACACUUCCGCUACUUCGUGCUCCAGGUCAUCUUCGUCUCCACGCCCACCAUUUUCUACUUUGGCUACGUGGCUCUGAAGACGGGCAAGGAGCAGAAGCCGACCGAGCAGACUGUAGAGGAGCAGAGAGGAAGACAAAAUGUUGGAAAAUCCAAGCAUAGUAAACUGGAGGUGAUAAAGGAGGAGGAUGAGGAAGAUGAGAAACAAGUGGAAAAGAAGACGAAGAGGCAGGAGGAGCCUCCUAAGCUGAAGGGCAGAAUGCUUGGUGCGUAUGCUGUAAGCACAGUGCUGAAGGUUGUGCUUGAGAUUGGCUUCAUUGUUGGUCUUUGGUUUCUUUACGGAUUUGGAUUUAUAAUUCCAGCUCAGUAUGAGUGCCAGCGCUUUCCCUGCCCCCACACUGUGGACUGUUUUGUCUCUCGGCCAACUGAGAAGACCAUUUUCACCAUCUACACUCAAGUCAUUGCUCUAGUUUCUGUUCUUCUGAACAUUGUGGAGUUGCUGCAUCUCCUUAAGCUGGCCAUCACACACUGGUUGGAGAAGAAAUACCAGUCUCAGGGGCUGGGGACAUUUAGAGAGAUCGAAAGGACCCCCACUGAACUGGAGCUCACAGAAGUUCGGGCUCCAUCGUACGAGGAGAAGGGCCAUCUCUUUCUCCCUGUAGGAAAUGACAGUUACGGCCAGUCUGGCCACGAAUGGACUGGUAGUGAGUCCUACCUAACAGCAGAUAUGCUUCCUAGCUACUCGAACUGUAUUAGAAACAGCAACUACAGACAUCACUCCAAAAAACACGCACACUCCAAAAAAGCCAGCAAAAAUGACCAAAAAGGGAAGCACUCCAAAGACAAGCAUUAUGUAUAAGACCAAAAUGGACAAAUUAAAAACAUUAGCUCGGUCCAGUUUAAUGGAUCCUGUUUUGGAACAUCCAGAGGCGGAGGGGCUGAACAUCCCCUGCUUUAGUCGUGGAACAUUACUGUGAGGCGAACGCUGCUUCCCUUGUUUGGAAAUGACUGUACUCCCGGCAGAACUGCAGGACUGCCUUCCCCCAACAGCAGUUAAAGGUGACGGGGGUUAGGUGUAGCCAGCAAAAUCUUAAUAAGGACUCUUUACUUCAGCAAUGUUGUUGAUAAUCAUCACACAAAGAAAAUAAAUGUGUGUGUCUAGAGAGCGCAAGCGCCAAACGCGGUUAAAGUAGAGAUAGAGGUAGAAAUGAAGAUAAAGGUAGAUCAUGGUACAACAGAAAGUAGCAAGUACGUGAAUGUGUUUGUCAUUACCUGUACAUAACAAUGACUGUAAAAAAAAACAUGAAUCCUGUGGUUUCACUCCAUUAUGUUGCUUUCAUAGAAAUGAAGACAAAAUUGUUUGCCCUGUGGCAAAAUAUGCAACCAUAGUCUGUAUAACUACUCAUUUGGUAGACCCACCCACUUUUCCCAGACCAGGUGUGUCUCAAACUGCCUUCAUUGAGCCAAUUUUGUCCAGUGAGUGUUAUGUUCCAACAGUCAAAAAGUACAGUUAAUAUUAAAGUUAAGUUUGACUAAAACUUAGCUUAACAACAGCUGCAAACAGUCUGUUUCAUCCACAUUUAAAAACUGGUAUCUUGGUAAAAUAAAAUAAAAAACUGUUGGAAUAAGACACAGGACAUGAAAAGUCCAUUAGAUGGAUUAUAAGCUGUUUUGUCAUUGAGACCUAUAGGGAUGGGUGAAGCUAUAUAUCAUACUGUUACCAGCAAUCAGAGGAGUUAGACCUGUGGUGGCCUUGCUUUUGAGACCCAUUUCACUGUCCAUGCUUUUUUUCAGUUAUUAAUACACACUAUACAUAGAUCAAUACUUCAAAAAAGUUUUUAGUGGUCUCAGAACCUAAAAAUCAUAUUCAGACAGAUUUAAUGUUACUAAAAUAAUUGUUUAAAGAAACUUGAAAUUGUUUAAAGACAUUGACCAGCCAAACAUGUGAAUUCAUUAAAGAUGUAUUUAACAGUUAAUAUUAUUUUUAUAUUUUAUACUGAAUUUUGUAUUUAUUCUGUUUAGCUCUAAUAAAGUUGUUAAUUCAUGUAA
Astyanax mexicanus (Mexican tetra) is the source of this 2528-nucleotide messenger RNA. It is a transcript of the gene gja4, whose product is annotated as gap junction protein alpha 4. The coding region runs from base 259 to 1338 and encodes 359 amino acids. Lineage: Eukaryota; Metazoa; Chordata; Actinopteri; Characiformes; Acestrorhamphidae. Gene Ontology annotation, cellular component: connexin complex. Gene Ontology annotation, biological process: cell communication. The transcript has 3 exons. The record is from RefSeq and is a predicted model, not a curated record.